Molecule: messenger RNA, 1281 nt
Organism: Stylonychia lemnae
Lineage: Eukaryota; Ciliophora; Spirotrichea; Sporadotrichida; Oxytrichidae
Source: the annotation of a GenBank genome assembly
AUGGGAUUUUUAAAAAAAUGUGUUUCUUUUGUUAUAAAAUGCCUGUCUUGCUUGUCAGCAGGUAAAUUUAGAAGUGGUCUCUACUAUGAUAACCAGACUUAUUACUCAUCUCCAAUAUCAGGCCUAUUUAGUCUCUUAGCAGGAAUAUUCCUCCUAAUCUACAGCAGCAUUAUUCUAAUAGGUACAUUUGAAAGAAGUCAAUACAAUAUUAGCAUUAAACAAGACAUUAUCAGCCUAGAUGAUUAUCCUUAGACUAUAAGCCAACUGAAUGACUAUUUAAACCUUACUCUCAUAAUUCACUAAAAUUUUCCAAAUGAUUAUAGAUUAGAUUGUAAUAAUCCUAAUUUGACUAUUGUGUUCCUCUAUGAAGAUGAUAUGAUCUCAGAAGAAGAUCUUCAAACCAUAAGAUAUCAUAAAGAGUGUGACUUUAUAAGAAAUGAAGAUGUUCGGCUUGGAAUUUUAUUUGUCAAGUUCAAAGUUUAUUCAGAUUUAAAGAUAAAGGGAAAUGCAUACUAUUCGGUAAAGAUUUUUAUUCACAAUAAAGAGGACUACAUUUUGAAAAACAUUUACUUUUAUUAUCAUACAGACAUGUACCUAUAUACCGGUGAUUAACUUAAAAUAACACGAGUAAAUUCUACUAUUUACCCAGGUUUUGAUAACGAAAUUUAUAACCAAUUCUUUCUAGUUAAAAAAACUAACUAAAUUGCUAAGCUGUGGUAUUAAGAUUACGAGUUUGAAUCACAAGUAUAUCCACAAUGUGAUGGUUCAACAUAAAAACUACUUCCUUUUUAUGAAAAUUCAGACUUGAAACUGUAAGUCUAUUAACUGCUAGCUCGUAUCUACUAUGUGGACGAGGGAGUAGUUAUAACAAAGAUUCCAAGGACCCUAUUUGAAAGCCUAUCGCAGAUAGGAGGUAUGCUAGUAUUUUUCAAAGUAGUUAGUCUAAUUUAGGAAAAGUUGAACUAACACCUUUUUGAAAAGAAAUUAUAGCGCAGAUUUGAAACAUUCGAGCUAUCACUAUUGUCUGAAUAGAAUGAAAUAAAAAAUAAAAGGUAUAAUAUGAAGGAAAUUAAAUAAAAAUUCAGCUAUGAUUAGCAUUUCUAGGAUCAUUUAGAGAUAUAGGAAUUGAAAAAGUAAGUUUAAAAGCUAUUGGAGGAAAAAUAGAGGGAUUUAGUUUAGAUUAACCGUAGUUAGAUUAAUUUUAAUAACUCUAGAGGUAAUGAUUAUCAUAGUGAGAGCGAAGAUGAUGAUUCUAUUAGUCUCAGUGGGUCUAGAUAAUGA